Molecule: messenger RNA, 1569 nt
Organism: Arabis nemorensis
Lineage: Eukaryota; Viridiplantae; Streptophyta; Magnoliopsida; Brassicales; Brassicaceae
Source: the annotation of a GenBank genome assembly
AUGGUCUUGGUUAUUGCCUUCGUUUUAGGCCUACAAUAUUUCGAGCUCACUCCGAUAUCUAUUGUUUCACCUCGAAACGGUACUGUUUCUCAGUUCAGAGAAACCAAUAAUAUCACUAAAAGUGCUGAAAACCAAACGUCUCUUGCAUAUCAAGAACCAUCGUCCGGGUUUGAACCGCGUAAUAGUAGUACUACGGAGGUUUUAAAGAGUUUAGAACACAAGUUUUUGAAUGAUUCUCCCAAAUCAGAACCUUCUGAACAAAGUAGAGGCAAUGACACCGCAAAUUCUCUGCAUUCCCUUCAACCAAAGAUUCCUCAAAGAAAGAAGAACCAUGAGAGGAGCACAAAAAAGUCACCUUUAGUUGUCGUAUCAAUCAGCCAGAUGAACAAUAUGAUACUGAAACGGCAUAGUGACCCAAAUAAUUCACUUGCGCCGCGUUGGGGAUCAAAAGUGGACAAAGAGCUUAAAACUGCAAGAAACAAGAUCAAGAACUCGGAAUUGGUCAAGAAGGAUGAUACCCUUUAUGCGCCCCUCUACCACAACCUAUCCAUCUUCAAAAGGAGCUAUGAGCUAAUGGAACAGACUUUGAAAGUGUACGUAUACUCAGAAGGGGACAGACCGAUCUUUCAUCAGCCAGAGGCAAUAAUGGAUGGAAUGUACGCAUCAGAAGGAUGGUUUAUGAAACUAAUGGAGAGUAGCCAAAAAUUAUUGACAAAAGAUCCCACUAAAGCUCAUCUAUUCUACUUGGCAUUCAGUUCCAGAAUUCUGCAACAAAAACUCUACGUUCGUGAUUCUCACCGUCGUAUAAAUCUUGUUAAACACCUCAGAAACUACAUCGAUCUCAUCGUUUCCAAGUAUCCUUUCUGGAAUAGAACCCGCGGCUCCGAUCAUUUCUUUACCGCUUGUCAUGAUUGGGCUCCAGCUGAGACUAGAGGACCAUACGUGAACUGCAUAAGAUCACUCUGUAACGCCGAUGUCGGAGUAGACUUCGUGGUCGGAAAAGACGUGUCUUUGCCGACAACAAGAAUCUCUUCGUUACAAAACCCAAACGGAAACAUCGGAGGUAACCGUCCUUCAAAGCGAACCAUCCUCGCUUUCUUCGCCGGAAAAUUGCAUGGUCACGUGAGACGUAUCUUGCUUAAACAAUGGUCGUCGAGCUCUGAACCGGAUAUGAAAAUCCUUAACCGGAUCGACCAUAAAACGUAUGUCCGGUUCAUGAAACGCAGCAGAUUCUGCGUUUGCGCUAAAGGGUACGAGGUGAAUAGUCCAAGGGUGGUCGAGUCAGUUUUGUACGGUUGCGUUCCGGUGAUCAUCUCUGAUAAUUUUGUACCGCCGUUUCUUGAGGUUUUGGAUUGGGAAUCUUUUGCUGUGUUUGUGCCGGAGAAGGAGAUUCCGAAUCUGAGGAAGAUUCUGAUAUCGAUUCCGGUGAGGAGAUAUGUGAAGAUGCAGAAGAGAGUGUUGAAGGUUCAAAAACAUUUUAUGUGGCAUGAUGGUGAACCGGUUCGAUAUGAUAUAUUUCAUAUGAUUCUUCAUUCGGUUUGGUAUAACCGGGUCUUUCAAACGUUUUAG